This is a messenger RNA of Labeo rohita (rohu), 7059 nucleotides long. RefSeq names its product Fras1 related extracellular matrix 1b (gene frem1b). Lineage: Eukaryota; Metazoa; Chordata; Actinopteri; Cypriniformes; Cyprinidae. Gene Ontology annotation, biological process: cell communication. The record is from RefSeq and is a predicted model, not a curated record. Bases 455 to 6919 code for a protein of 2154 amino acids. The transcript has 38 exons. Gene Ontology annotation, cellular component: membrane.
GGGUUGAACAGAGUUGCACAGCAGGAGAGAAGGCAUGCCUUUGUCCCGCGGGUCAGCCAAAAGGGCAAGAGGAAGGUGUAUGCGGCGACUAGACUGUUUGUGAAUCAUAGCAGGAGGGUCUUUCCAUGUUCGUGGAAUAGGAACAUCUGGGUUUGUGAGACGCAAAAACCUUUGGAACUGGUCUGCACAUUUCCUGUUUGAGGAAACAACUUUUCCUCGGCUUUUUCAGGUCUUUUCCCUCGCUCUGCUGGGUUCUGCUGCUUUGCUUCAAGCAGGGGGGCAGUUGAGGGUAAACCUCUGCUGUUUAAGGAGGGCUGAGCUGUUCUGUUAGUCUACACACGCUGAAGGAACUACAGGCCAACUGUGGAUUCAGCUGGAGCGUACUGUUGGAAAUGAGAGUAGGACAGUUCAUCUGAAGAGAAUAACCUUGGAUACCUAGCAGCUAAACAAAAAGAUGGGGGUGGACAUCUUUGCUUUGACAUUGUUCACCUUGAGUCACCUGUGGCCACAUGUCCAAGCUUCAAGUCUAGUCCUGUUAAACACAGGGCUUCGGGUAGGCAGAGGCCAGUCGGUGUUUGUCACGGCUGGCGAACUUCAGUUCCACACGGAUGGGACAUCUGAGGCCUGUAAAGUCGAAGUAGUGCUCACCGAGCCCAUCACGCAAAGAGUGGGGAAACUCACUCCUCAGGUUUUCGACUGCCAGUUCUUUCCAGAUGAGGUGAGGUAUGUUCACAAUGGCAGCCCACUUCUAGAAGAGGACACUGUCAUGCUGAGAGUCUACAGGUUUACAGAAACCGAGACUUUUGUUGAGAAUGUGCUGCUAAAGAUCCACGUAGUAGAACCUCAGAGGAGCCUCACAGAGCUUGGAAAUGUUCCUCUGGUAGUUCCUGAGUUCUACGGCCUUUCCAGUGCCAUCAACAGCAGUGUCCUGUCCUUUAAAACCCGGCCCGAUGUGAUCUGCACGGUACGUCUUCUCAGCUCUGAGAUCAACGUCCCAAUGCUUGGUCAACUGGUCGUUGAGGAUCCCGAAUCAAUGCUGGCUUCUGAGCCCGGACCGAGAAAAGGACGUCAUACUGGAAUCACCUGUCCGGGAAAUAAAGCCUGUGACCACAACACAAGGGAAGUCGAAUUUUUGAAGACUGACUGUGCCGAGUUCCUCACUUCAGGUCUGAAGUACCAGCAUCUCAGUCCUCCAUCACCUGAGAUUGAUUACAUCCCAAUCAGGGUGGAGUUUAGGGACCAGGCCUCCCGAGCCAUGCUGGAGACCGAGAGUAUCUGGAUUCCAGUACUGAUCCAGGGGGCCAUGCAGAACCAACCCCCCAAUGCUGCUUUCAUGUCCACGUUCAUUCUGGAGGUGGAUCAGUUCAUUCUCACUCCCAUGACCACUGCUGCCCUGGAUGCCAAAGAUGAUGAGACCCCUCAGGCACAGCUGAUCUUCAACGUGACCAAACCUCCAGCGGAGGGAUAUAUAACUCAUUUGGACGAUCACACCAAAACAGCAUUCUCCUUCUCAUGGCAAGACCUGAAUGAGAUGAAAAUCGCCUAUCAGCCCCCAAACAGCAGUCACACAGCCAGGAGGAACUAUGAGGUGGAGUUUCAGGCCAUCGAUAGCUCAUUUGUGCCGAGUCCUCCAAUCUUGAUGCACAUUUCUAUUCGCACCGCAGAAACCAAUGCCCCUCGAGUCUCAUGGAACAUGGGGUUGGAUCUGCUGGAAGGCCAAUCCAGACCAAUCACAUGGGAGCAUCUACAGGUAGUCGAUAACGACAACAUAGAUGCCGUCACCCUGAUAGCUAUGGACGGCCCGAUUAAUGGACACUUAAGUGUUAGAGGUGGAAAAGGAUUCAUGUUUAAGGUGAAAGAUCUCAGAGAGGGCGUUGUGGUCUAUCAUCACUCGGACAGCGACACCACCAGGGAUUACAUUGUUUUCCGAAUCACAGAUGGCCGCCACAGCAUCAGACAUAAAUUUCCCAUCUACAUUCUUCCGAAAGACGACACCCCUCCUUUUCUAAUCAACAACGUGGCUUUUGAGGUGCAAGAAGGUGGUACGGUUAGGGUGGAGGAGUACAUGCUGAUGGCCUCAGACUUGGACUCCAGCGACGACUACAUUCAGUAUCAGCUGAUUACUUUUCCCAGAGCAGGACAGCUGGUUAAGAAGUCUUCUCCACAUGAACCAGGUAUCCCAGUGAAGAGCUUCCUGCAGAGAGACCUGUUUCAAGGUCUAAUCUACUAUAAGCACUCGGGGGAGGAAGUUUUUGAGGACUCGUUUGAUUUCAUCCUCUCAGAUGUCCAUCAGCCUCCGAAUCUAUCGGACAGACAUACUGUAGUGAUCCACGUGUUUCCAGUGAAGGACCAGUUGCCUGAGGAGGUUUCUGGAACGGUUCGCUCGAUCACGGUGAAGGAAACUGAGGUUGUUUACAUCACUCAGAGCCAUCUGCACUUUAGAGAUACAGAGCAUUCGGAUACUGACCUUAUGUAUGUGAUCACUCAUCCUUGCUUCAGCGCGGGAAACACCAGGUUAUCAGAUGCAGGCAGGCUUUUUUAUACUGACAGCACAAACUCCAUGAAAAAAGAUGCAAUGGUUCCAGUGCUUAAGUCCUUUACUCAGCAUGCAGUGAAUCACCACAAAGUGGCUUACAUGCCCCCAAUAGAGGAUAUUGGCCCUGAGCCUCUCUUUGUGCAGUUUGUGUUUUCUGUGAGUGACCAGCAGGGCGGCGCUCUCACAGGACUCACCUUCAAUAUCACAGUCACACCUGUUGACAACCAGGCCCCAGAAAUGUUCACUAACUUGCUGAGGGUCGAGGAAGGUGGUGGUAGUUUCUUGAUGGAGGAGCACCUGCUGGUGCAGGAUGUGGACAGCUCAGAAGAUCAGCUCAGGGUACACAUGAAGACUCAUCCCCAACAUGGAAGACUGGAGCUGCAGGGCACUACACUGCUAGAGGGAGACAGCUUCAGUUUGCAGGACAUUAAAGCAUUGAGGGUCAGAUACAUUCAUGAUGACUCUGAGACCCUGAAGGAUAGCAUUGGUCUUACUAUCACAGAUGGAAUCAACUCUGCACAUGGAGCGCUUUUAGUUCAGAUCCUGCCCGUGAACGACGAACCCCCACAGUUAGGUUCCGACUUGAGGGCUGAACUAUCCUGCAAAGAGGGGGGUCAGGUCCAGAUUACGGUUGAGUACCUCUCUGCUACAGAUGUUGACAGCGAGGACACUCGGCUAACAUACAUGCUUGCCAGAACACCUGCACGUGGGGUGCUGCAGCGAAACGGGGUCACCGUGGACAAGUUCUCCCAGCUGGAUGUGCUCAAUGGGCUCAUCUUCUACCUGCACACAGGUGGUGAGAUUGGACCCGAUCCUGUCUCAGACACUGUCACACUCAUUGUGUCAGAUGGAGAGGCUGGAACAAUAGAUGGCUGCUGCCAGGAGGAUGCUCUCCCCCCACCUGUCCCUCUCCAUGGCACGCUUCCGGUCUAUGACCUCAACAUCACUGUGAUGCCUGUCAACAACCAGGUCCCAACCAUAACACUGGGUAACGUGUUUGUGGUAGACGAGGGUGCCAGUGCAUGCCUGUGUGGGGGGGUGUUGGAGGCAACCGAUCCUGAUAGUCAUCCAGACCAACUCAUGUUUCACUUGGUGACCCCGCCACAAUAUGGCUUCCUGGAGAACACCCUUCCAUCCCCUGGCUUUGAGAAAAGCAAUGCUGGACUCAGAGUGGUUUCUUUCAGCCAGCUCCACCUCAGUUCGGGUUUCAUCAACUAUGUCCAGUCGGUGCACCAGGGUGUAGAGCCUACAGCAGACUUCUUUACCAUCAGUGUCAGUGAUGGGAUUGAGAGAUCAGCACCAGUGGCCUUCUACGUCAUCAUCAACCCUACCAAUGAUGAGAUCCCAUCACUGCUGCUUAGCAACUUCACAGUCAUGGAGGGAGGGAUGAAAGACCUCAGUCCUGAUAUUCUGAACGCAGUGGAUGUUGAUAUUCCAGCAGAUACUCUUACCAUGACCAUCCUGGUUCCCCCAGCCCAUGGCACACUGGUCAACGGCAUAUAUGGUCUUGAGAUGAAUCGAUACAAAAACAUGAACCCAGAGGUCCUCCAACGAACCUUAGCAAUCCAGUCUUUCACCUUGCAGGAGCUACAACAAGGAAUGAAGAUCAUGUAUUUGCACGACGACACAGAAACCCUCAAGGACGCUUUCACCAUACAGUUGACAGAUGGUGGGCACACAGUCCAGGGGACUGCGUGUGUCCGCAUCAUACCAGUCAAUGAUGAAAAGCCAUGGCUACUAAAAAAUGCAGGUAUUGAGGUCAAGGCCCUGGAGAAGAGAGUCAUCUCCAGUGUAGUGUUGGAGGCAGGGGAUCAUGACACUCCGAACGACCAACUUCUCUACAUCCUCAAUGCAGGUCCCAGAUUUGGCCUCCUUCAGCUCAGGACAGAAGCUGGAUGGACUGAUCUAAGUCCAGGUCAGAAUUUCACCCAGGAGGAUGUGGAGAUGAAUCGCCUAUGGUACACCCACAUUACAGUUAGCGGUUUCAAAGGCCAUGACAGGUUUCACUUUGUUCUCAGCGAUGGGGAAAACACAACACCUCCACAGAGUUUCUUUAUCUCUGUCCAGACUGUUCAAAAGGGUGACAUUGCUCUAAUUACUAAACCUGUGACCUUGAUGGAGGGAGAGAGAGUCAUUCUGACCACUGACAUUCUGAUGGCCACAGACAGUGGAAGCAAGCCAGAUGAGCUCAUAUACACUCUAUCAGUCCCACCUGAACAUGGUCACCUACAUAUGGUCCAAAGUCCAGGGGUUCCAGUGCUUUCCUUCUCCCAGAUGGAUGUGGCUGCCAACCGGGUAUGCUACACUCAUGACAACAGCCGUUUUGCUGACCGUGAUUCUUUCAGCUUUGCCGUUACCAACGGUGUGACGUCCAGAAGCGGUACCAUUCAUUUCACUGUGGAACACAGUGACCGUAUCCCACCAACUUUGGCUAUCAACAAAGGCCUUGAGCUCACAGAAGGCUCUGUGAAGACUAUUUCCACUGAUGACCUGAAACUGACUGAUCCAGACACAGCUCUGGAGAAUCUCACCUAUGUCGUUAUUCAAAGCCCACAAUAUGGAAAGUUGCUUUUCAAAGGAUUACCCAUCUCUAAGCCUCAUUUCACACAACUGGACAUCAACAAUAUGGAUCUAGCAUAUCAUCAUCUGAAUGGACGGGCCAAGAUCGACAGGUUCACGUUUCAGCCAACUGAUGGAACAAACACAGGUUACUUGGAGUACGGACAGCUGAAGAGAGAACCUGCUGUUUUUACCAUACAGAUAGAGAUAUUGGACAAGAUGCCACCCAGUAUAAUAAACAAAGGUAUUCCAAGUACUGUAGAGAAUCUUCCGGAUGGCAAACAGGGCAUCUACAUCACCUCCAAAUAUCUGAAAGCCUCAGACCCGGACAGUCCCGACGACACACUCGAGUUCACCAUCACAAGGCCUCCGCACUUCGGUUACCUUGAAAAUGCCCUCACAGGUGCCUAUAUUAAAGGCCGCUUUACACAGAAGGAUCUGGAGCAGAAAGCAGUGCGCUACGUCAUUCCCGCAGAUAUGGAAGUGACUGCAGACAGCUUUGAGUUCCAAAUCACAGAUCCUGCAGGAAACACCAUGCUGCCUGAAGUGAUGGAGUUCAGGUGGUCUCGUGUGGAGCUGUCUGCUUCCUGUUAUCGUGUUUGUGAGAAUGCAGGAACUCUAGCUGUGCAGGUGGUGCGCAGUGGGAACAGCAAAGAUCCGGCGUACGUCGGCAUACAGGUGGAAGAAGGAACAGCCAAAGUAGGGAAAGAUUUCACUCACAGUUCAGCCAACCUUAUACAGUUUGAUCCAGGCGUCAGUGUCAAAAUGUGGAACAUUUACCUCAAAGACGACGGACUAGAAGAAAAUCAUGAGAAAUUUGAUGUGAUUCUGAGGGCUCCAAAAAACGCUGUUUUGGGACAGAGAAACAAGGCCACGGUUGAGAUUGUGGAUCCUAGAAAUGGCAGGUGUAGUCCAGAUGAGCUUAUUGCUGAAGAAGAUGAAAAUCAACAUCCUUUCCAAAGCCCACCACGCAUCCCAGAGCCUGAGCCGCCUCUGCUUGAGGAAUACACUCCUGACCCUAGGAGCGGGAUCCUUUGGGAAAACUAUCCGCCGAGAGGGGACGUCCCGUAUCGCACGCACUUUAGCCAUUAUAGCGCUGGAGGACCUCAGGACCAGGAGGCCUUUCACAGUCUGGGUCAAAGACAGUUGAGGAUUCUGGGUAGAAACAGGCACAGAGUGAGCCAGGCACAUCUGUCAGAGGUGGAGAAGAGAAAUCAAGAAAGGGUUUGGAGAUUUCAUGGACUGAUCCCAGUGAGAGUGGAGGAAAAGGCUCCAGCUCCAGCACCUCGUGUCCACUCUGAACUGGAGAUCACUCCCAUCUGGACCUGGCCUGGAUACUCAGCUGACGCUGAAUCAGUAGAAACUCCCCAGCGUGACUCAGUCUCUUUUACAAUUGAUUCAGUAGUGCAACAACACAAGUCUCAGAAGUCUGUCAGUAUUGGUUGUCCUAAUGGCUGGACUCACUACCGGAGGAACUGCUAUAUUUUAGGGCCUGGUAUCGCUAGCUGGAGCAGCGCACAACAUGCUUGCAUGCUGCUUGAAAGUGAAUUGGUCAGUAUUCACUCAAAGACUGACAUGAAGUGGAUGUGGAAGUUUGCUGGAAAGCAGUCAUUCUGGAUUGGGCUCACUGGUGGUCCAAAUCAUUGGUCCUGGAUGGAUGGAAAACCGCUGGCGUUCUCCAAACUCAGGAAGGAUCAUGAAGAGCACAGCAGCUCUGCUGACAGCUGUGUUUUAGCUCAGAGUCAGAAGAUAUGGAUUCCUAAAAGUUGCAUUGAUGGAUCCGAACACAGAUAUAUUUGUUCAACACCUGCACAAAUCAGUUAAAACAGAUAUUUAAUUUAUAAUGCUCUUGUUUCUUAAUAAUUUCAAGUACAUAGGCAUUGAAACGCGGAAUAAUUAUAUUUCAGCUCACAAUGACAUGCUUUUUUGGGUUAUUAAAAUAAAUACAAUUAAUAAAAAUCAAA